UUCCGAGAUGUCUGUUUUUAAUCUAUGCCAGCCUGCUCAGACAGCCCCAAUGGCAAGGACGUUGCAGUUACUCCCUCGCAAAAGGCUUUGCUGUACCCCAGAAUCUGAGUUCUGGUGGCAGCUAGCGCCAGCUGCUGCGGGGUGCGUGAUGAUGCGCUUGGCCAAGGGCAAGCCAGGAAAGGGUUCUUGUAGUCCUGGAAGGGAAGGAUGUGAAGGAGCAUUGUUUGGGUCAGGGCACCCUGAUCUGCUCUGCCUUCCUACCUUUCAGUCUACCCACGCUCUCUGCCUCCUUCCUCUGCAGCAGAGAGGUCCACCAUUCACUGAUCUAUGUGCUUGUUAUUUGAUGUCUCUUGGGAUGAGGCAGAAUUCAUAGCAAUAACUUUGCACUGUGGGCUGUGUUCCAAGUGUUUCUGACUGUGGGUUAGUGAUCAUUAACAACGUGCCUGUGUGCCAUCAGAUCAUCUGGCAGUACAAAUUUGUCUACCUCAAGCAUGAUCCUGUCAUCAUAUUUGUCAGAGUAGCUAGAACAGGCAGUCCUGAGCUCAUGCUAGCUUUGUGGGUUUUGUGCCAGCUGUGGGAUAACAGAUGGUACCUGCUCUGGCAUAACCUCUUCUCUGCAAUCAGCUAAAGCUGGGCUGAGGACAGAGGUUACCUGAUCUGGCACAGAGCCUGCCAGGACAAAGUUGAUGUGCCAGUGCUUCUGGAAUGUGUUUGAACUUGCUCAGGGAGUUUAUACUGGAUCAGCGCUUUGGGGCUACGUGCUUAGGGCAUGUUUUCAUCCUGUAUCAGACACCCCAGAGCUGAAAAGUGACAAAAAUGCUUAAAAGAGGGUCUGAGUGUAGUCUGUGGCUGUUGCAUUUCAAGCCAGGUGUGGUUGCAUGGUUAUUCAGAUGAGACUUUCUUAUGCUGACGGCAGCUAGGUUCUCAGCAUCCCUUCUGGGACCAGGAGGGGCCUGGGGAGAGAGAGGGAGAAGGCUCUACAGCUUUCUAGGCAAGAUAAAGAACCAGAAGGGGCUGUAGCCCCAGGCUAGCAAAACUGCUGCUUCAGCAAGUGACUGCUGGACUGUUGGGGGAGAGAAGGCAUCUUGCUUGUCACCUCGGGGUUCCUAUCAGAUUUGUCUCUGAAAGAUGCAUACUUUCCCCGUUAGUUUCAAAUGCAUUUAAUUGCAAUGUACUUGCAGAGCUUCUGCCUGUACGCUCUGGCAGAAAUUAUGUUCUGCCCUGUGGCUUCAAGGUUUUUUGUGCCAGCUGACUUUCCUAAUUGACAGCGUUCACUCUGCACUGAUACGGCAAGUCAUAAACUGUAUAACAAGUGUUAUGGGGGAGGGAAAACUGGCGAGAGGAUUCUGGCUCUACCUUGAUACAAAGCACUUACCCAGGAAUGUGCUUAUGGGGUGUAUUCCCAUCUCGGGCAUGAGAUGCUCUUGUAUUUCUGUUGAAAUAGAGAUGCGCAGGAGAUGUUAAAAAUGCUGCAGAUGAACUUUCCGUGGGCUGCAAGAAGGUAUGAUGUUACCUAUGCCAGCUGGCUUGCCUCAUCAGGACAAAGUAUAUAUGUGACAGUUUUAACUGUCCCAAAAUCCUGGCAACAUGCUCUAGGGGGAUAGAAGAAGGAGAAAUGAACACCACAACUAGUCUGGAGCUGGACAGUAAGACAGAGAGCUUUAAAUUCUUAGGCGGGCCAACAUUUGUGUAGUCUGUGCCUGAAUGUGGAAUCCCCUGGGGCUCAGUACCAGGAACUGAUGGGUAUUGAACCACACAGCACUCUGCCCUGCAUCGCUCCCUGUGCAAGCCUGGAUCUUCUGAAUUCUUAUGCUUAGGGGAAGACAUUGCAAUUAAUUUUAAUUUAAAGGUAGUUUGACCUUUCCUGAUAUGAUUGUAUUUCAUUGAGAAGGAAGGGGUAGUCGUGCACUGACUUGGCAGAAGCAGAGCUGCUCAGGCCUGUGAGAACCCUUGUGCUUUGGGAUUACUCACAGUUUUUAACAUUUGGAUGUACUUAACAGCUGAAUUGUGCAUGUUCUGACACGCUCCCCGAGCCUGGGGUUUGGACUCCCACAAACCCUGGAAAUGCUGCUGGGAGGAUCUGGAGGCUCUGAUUCUUUGCAAUAAACUCCUUACAGCUCUGAUUAAGCUCCCCGACCCUGUUCCGUGUGGAGUUUUCGUUUGAGUCUUAUGUGGGUAACUGCCUGUGGCGGGAGAGUGAGGAGAGAGGCGCUUUGUGAGAGCUGUUCCUAGCACCUUUGCUACUGCAAGUAGCUUGUGCGGGCUCCUGCUGGGGUGUGGAUUUUGGUGCUGCCAUGCAGUGAUCUCCCUUGCAGCAGGAGCAGGUCAGGUGUCUUUGUCAGCUGCUCUUGGGAAGAGCUUGUUCCACUAAGUCUCGCUGCUUGCAUGGCUCUGGUGCUCAUCGCUUCUGGCCUGAACUGGUUCGUGGCCAGCUUUGUGUCUGUUCUGGUCCUGCACCAACGCUGUCCUCUGGCAUAGACGCCGUUGUGCGUUCUCAGUGCUUGCUGCCUCUGUACCUCUGUGCUUCUGCAGAGCAGUCCGAUGCUCUUUGGGUGGUGAGUCUCUUCCAGACUUGUGAAACUUUAUUCUCGCUGGGCACUGGCUCAACAUCAUCUCCUUGGUGUCUCGAGCGUGCUCUGAACAACCUGCUCUGUUAACUCCUGCGAUCCUCAGACUGAUCUGUGGAGGACUCUGGUGUGUGCUAGGAGCAGUCCCAUACAGCCACUUCAAUGCCUGCUCCCUGCUCUCCCCUCUUUUAUGGAUUCUCUGUGGUGCCUUUUCCACCCCAGGCAGGCAGUUCCAUGGGGUAUGGCAUCAGGUGCCUUCGGGGAGCAGGGCUGAGACUCAGCAGUGUCCUUUGUCUGGAGGAUCAGCUGCUGAACCCAGCCCUCGGGGCAGCCUCACACUCUGCCUGGGUCUUCUCCACUUUCCCGUUUAUCUCCAUCGCAUCAGCUGUUCUUGGAAACUUGCUCUGAAGUGUCACUGGGAGCUGCCCUGACCUCAGUACUUCUCAUGCUGUCCCUUGGGGGUGUUGCUGUAUAGGCUGGGCAACAGAAAUAAAAUUGAUUUUUUUAUUAGUAUUUUUUUAAAAUAACCAAAGCACCCGGAUUCAGUAAUCUGCUUUGGAAUCUGACGAGCAGCAGAUGGCUCCGUGCUCUUUGCAAGCACCCAUCCUCUCCAUACCGAGGAAUAACUACGUCAUGUUGUUCAACAAGCCACAGAAAAUAAUAUUUUAAUCCAACCUUGCUUCUCUCUUCUUCCUCCCACCCGCCCUGGGGUUUGUUGUUUCACUCGGUAGCUUGCCAUAACGCAUUUAGUCCUGCCUGCCUCUGAUUGGAAACACAAGACGUGGCUUCAUUACAAGCUCUAUGGCUUCCCCCUACACUUAACAUACCGUACAAAUUGUUUGCUCAACUUUGGCAUCUUGCCUCAGAGGAAUUUUUGUCAUUUGAAGGUUUUAAAUCAGCUAUUUGAGCCACUCACAAUUGUAAAUAAUAGGCUAUUAGUUUAUAAGAGACAUGUUUGCUGGCAUUUCAAACCUCUUGGAGGGAUCGCACUGUCUUGGAAACCCUGUAAUGCCUGUGGAACUGAACGCUGUUAAAAAGAAACCCCAAAACACUGCCCUGGGAAAAUUCAUUUAUAGAAAAUAAGUGAAAUGAAUAGCCGUUUUUAGCCACAUGUUCCUCAUUUUCUUUUUAUUGCUUUAACAUGUCUUCACUGGAACACGUUACCAUCGGAGGCUGCUGGUGCCAGCUGUACACCUGGCUCAAGCUGGAAAGAAGCAGAGUUUGGCCUUUCAUCUUUUCUGUUUUCUGUUAUGAUUGGAACCAAGGACUGGCCCCAGAUCAGACAAAGGGUGAUGUGUGGGGAUGCCGGUGGCAUCCUGCUCGCCCGUGCUUGGAGCACCCGGUGCCAUUAUCUGUGUUUGAACAGAGGGAAACACGAGCAAAACCAACAAACGGCCGGCGAGGAGCUGUCUGGGAUCGAGUCAAACCAAGGAAAGCUGGGAUUUAUGGGGGGAAACGACAACUUUUUUUUGGUUUCAGGCGAGGCUGAAGGCACAUCUGUCCCUGGACCCUUCCACAAACAUCUGGUGCAUAAGGCAGCAGCAGUAUCCAGCCAGCUAAAUUGCUAGUGGGAGACCAAGCCCUCGCUGUGAUUCAGGCUGAAUAACCACAAAUGGUUUGCACUCGCGGCGGGCUGGGAUCCGCGGCCGAUGUGGCUGCCAGCGGGGUCCGGUGGCCACUGCGAGUCCCCGUCGGCUGGAGGUGGCCGCUCGGAGACAUGGCCAAGGCGACUCCGAACCGGCUUCCCUCCGUACCUGGGGCAUGGGGAGGGGAUGCGAUCCAGGCAGCCUCCCGAGGAGCCCUGCACUGCCAGCGCGCUGAGCCGCACGCUGCUUUCCUGACCUAGUUUUGGGUUGGUUUUUUUUUUUUCUUUUUCACAGAUGAGCACUCCAUCUGCAAAAGAUUGUUUCUUGACAUGAAAAAUUUACUUUUUAAUGGGCCAAACUGCUGCAGUCUCUAAGCUGGAUCCAAAAUAACCUCUUAGCACAUCGCUCUAAAGGGAUCUCCAGCCAUUGCCCAUAAAACUGAAACACAGUUUGUACUAAAAAGCCAUUUACAAGCCAUUCGCUCCUUGUCUUCUUGGUUUCGUGCAGUUGUUCUAAAGCUCCAGCACUUGCUUCUGGAAAUGGAAAGUGAUAUUUUGGAACCACACUGCUUAUGGCUUGUGUUUUCGAGUUACAGCAAGCUCAGAAAUCAAUACAUUUGGGGUUUUUUUUUUUCCUCCUCCAGGACCCAACAGUGGAAGAAACGCCAGUGGGUUGCCCAUGGGGAGAGUCGUGGCCAGCGGUAACAGAUGGGGAAGCGCUCGGGGCCACUUGCGGGACCAAACCUGGCAGGGGAAGGCUGGGAAGUCCUGCCCCAUCCCGUUGGCUCUCUCAACCACCUCCAUGGAUUUGCCGGGCAGGGCAGCUGCCGUGCACAGUUGUCACCUUUCCCUGCACCUUUUCCAGUCCUCCUCAGCGCGGGAGGGACCGGAGCAGAUGCAGAGCUCAAGUUGUGAGUAACCACACGUCCACGCCGUGGCAGCGAGAUGUUCAUCUGUCCCUCUCCAGCACUGCGUGUGCAUCGCUGGGCAGAAAUCUCAGCACAGAAGUCUCCACGAUGGCCCUCGGAGCUCCUUCCCGAGCGGUAAUAGCUCCUUCAAACCCAUCGCUGUGUGUGCAAAGUCAGAGGGUGAAGUGUCGGGACUCAGUCGCUGCAGGCUCACAGCGAGAAGGUGGAAAGCUGCUGUGGAGGAGCCUCUUGCAAAUGUCCUACCACGCGUGCUGGGGAUGGAGUGGUGUUCCUGUCUCAAGCAGCAGGCAUCGGAGGCCGGUGGAGUGCCACUCGACUGCUAAAACACCCGUCCCCGGAGGGAACGGCAGGCAGCCGGGGCUGGAGAUCGCUCCAGCAAUCUCCCGUUUCCUUGGUGACAGCCGGAAUCUCUCCGCUGCACAAGAGCUUGGGCUUGACGGGUGGAGAGGAGCCCUUUUUUUUCUGGAAAUUAUACUGUAUUAUUUGGUGUGGGGUUUCAAAGGUCCUCGUUGUUUUGAGUCUGAGCGGCUGGGGGACGGCAGAGCCCCACCAGCCCCGUCCACCUUCCCCGGGAUGAAGGCAUCGCUCGCAGCAACGGGCUCCUCGCUCCAACUCCUUUCGCAGUAGCUGUUGCCAUCUUGUUUAAUUCCUGCAUUAUCUGAUUGUCACAGUGUGUUUCUCUAUAUUAGGCAGUAAGCCAAUUUGUUACUUAACCUGUAAUUGCACUUUAAUAUAAGCUAUCUCGAAAAUGUAUUUUCGGAAUGAGUCUUAUAAACACAUGAUAUGCUCCUAACAUCAAACCGCUGUAUUCUUUGGGAGUAGGCUCUUAGGAGGAUUUGGCACCGGUUCUGUUGGUUUUAGCUGCUGACGCUUUAUCACGGGUUGACACGCUGUACGUCGUUAAAGGGCACAGCCCUUAGAGGUUCACAGUAUUUAAAAACUGACUUCUUCCCAGGAAUUUACUAUGAGUGUGAUUUGUUGCUGAUUUGCUGACUUGAACUCUGGGAAACCCACGAAAUUUCUAACUUCAGCUGAAAUCACAUUAUUGUGGGAAAUGUGGUGCUUUUUGGUUUGUGAAAUGCAAACAGGAAGACCUCAUCUAGAAU
Grus americana (Whooping crane) is the source of this 6187-nucleotide messenger RNA. RefSeq lists its product as uncharacterized. NCBI's taxonomy places the organism in Eukaryota, Metazoa, Chordata, Aves, Gruiformes, Gruidae. The record is from RefSeq and is a predicted model, not a curated record. The coding region runs from base 4725 to 5708 and encodes 327 amino acids. The transcript has 3 exons.